Molecule: messenger RNA, 1697 nt
Organism: Syzygium oleosum
Lineage: Eukaryota; Viridiplantae; Streptophyta; Magnoliopsida; Myrtales; Myrtaceae
Product: biotin synthase, mitochondrial
Exons: 7
Coding region: 228-1472 (414 amino acids)
Biological process (GO): biotin biosynthetic process
Cellular component (GO): mitochondrion
Molecular function (GO): biotin synthase activity; 2 iron, 2 sulfur cluster binding
Source: RefSeq, a predicted model, not a curated record
CAGCGGCAGUCGCCCUCCCCGCGCCAUUUGGAGAAAAUUAAGGACUUACCGUUGCAGCGAGAAUGACGAUUUUUAAUGCACGACAAACACGAGGAGGGGUAGAUAGUAGUAGUUGAGCUCCCCCGGUUUGUUUGGCAGCGUCGGCACAACCAAAACCCCCCCGCUCCCCCCCCACCGUCGUCUUCCUCCUCCUCCGCCGCCGCCGCCGCCGACCGUGGGGGGAAAAGAUGCUGGUGAUUCGAUCGGCAUUCCGCGGCAGCGCGAGGCCCAUCUCCGCUUCUUCUUCGUCUCUUCUCUUCACGUUCUCCUACUCUUCCUCUUCCUCUUCUUCUUCGUCGGCAGCUGCGGUUCACGCCGACAGGAGCAUCGGCGAGGGUCCCCGGAACGAUUGGUCCCGCGACGAGAUCAAGUCCAUAUACGGCUCCCCCGUCCUCGAUCUCCUCUUCCAUGGGGCUCAAGUCCAUAGACAUGCCCAUAACUUCAGGGAAGUGCAGCAGUGCACUCUGCUCUCCAUAAAGACAGGUGGGUGCAGCGAGGAUUGUUCCUACUGUCCACAGUCCUCCAGGUACAGCACUGGGUUGAAAGCCCAGAAGCUCAUGACAAAGGACGAUGUCCUUCAGGCAGCUCAAAAGGCCAAGGAGGCUGGUAGCACACGCUUUUGCAUGGGUGCUGCCUGGAGAGAUACCAUAGGCAGGAAGACUAAUUUUAACCAGAUCCUUGAAUAUGUGAAGGAAAUAAGGAGGACUACUCCCCAUGACAACCCUAAAUCAAUUCCAAAUCUCAGAGUUUCUUAUUGGAGGAGUAGCGGGUUGUUCGAGGAGAUGGGGAUGGAGGUAUGCUGCACCUUGGGCAUGCUAGAAAAGCAGCAAGCCAUUGAACUCAAGAAUGCUGGCCUGACAGCGUAUAACCACAAUCUCGAUACCUCAAGAGAAUAUUAUCCAAAUAUAAUCACCACAAGAACUUAUGAUGAGCGGUUGAAAACCCUCGAUUACGUCCGCGAUGCAGGGAUUAAUGUGUGCUCUGGAGGAAUAAUUGGGCUUGGAGAAACGGAGGAGGACCGGGUUGGUUUGUUGCAUACUUUGGCGACCCUGCCAGCACAUCCAGAGAGCGUCCCCAUUAACGCGCUGCUUGCCGUAAAAGGCACACCUCUACAAGAUCAGAAGCCAGUUGAAAUAUGGGAGAUGAUAAGGAUGAUUGCCACUGCGAGGAUAGUCAUGCCAAAAGCAAUGGUACGGUUAUCUGCCGGCAGAGUCCGUUUUUCUAUGCCGGAGCAGGCGCUAUGCUUUCUGGCCGGUGCAAAUUCCAUUUUCACGGGCGAGAAGCUUCUGACAACUCCUAACAAUGAUUUCGAUGCUGAUCAACUCAUGUUCAAGAUGCUUGGACUAAUUCCAAAGGCUCCGAGUUUUGAAGAUGAUGGUGCAAAGGAUGAUGCAGCAGAGCAUUGUGAGGAAGCCAUUUCAAGUUCUGGUUGAGGUUAUUUGGACUGUUCAAAAGAGGCCUCAUGAAUCAUGAUGGGUAAGCCUCAAGUGGAGGUUUGUCUGUUCAAUUCUGUGAACUGCGGAAAUGUCUAACUAUCUAUGUAUUCACCAAUUAUCUGGGAAAUAUGGAGCUUCGUGCACUAACUUCAUGGGUUAUGGGUUGGAUUUCACUUAUCGUUAAUGAAAUUUAAAACCCCUCGAAAGUGGUUUGUUUUGUCA